Messenger RNA from Saprolegnia diclina VS20, 932 nucleotides. RefSeq lists its product as hypothetical. The transcript has a single exon. Gene Ontology annotation, molecular function: ribosomal large subunit binding. The coding region runs from base 107 to 874 and encodes 255 amino acids. Gene Ontology annotation, biological process: ribosomal large subunit export from nucleus. NCBI's taxonomy places the organism in Eukaryota, Oomycota, Saprolegniomycetes, Saprolegniales, Saprolegniaceae. Gene Ontology annotation, cellular component: cytoplasm; nucleus. The record is from RefSeq and is a predicted model, not a curated record.
GCCGCGCUGUGGCCGAACGUUCCGGUGCGCUUCCGGCCGGACCUCGUGGCAUUCGCCGAGCGAUGGCUACGCUGCCUCAUUUCCACUUGCGCUUCUUAGCACCAAGAUGCAUCUCUCCCACUACGCUUCGAGCCAUCUUCGCACGCCAUGGAAGGCGCUCGUACAAGUCCGCCGCAGUAGCUCAACACCACAGGCUGCGCUGGUCCUCGAUCGCGUCCUCGCCGACGCCGACGUGCUCGUGCUCGAGCCCUGCGACACGGGCUUCGACCUUUACUUUGCCGACCAAGCGCGCGCCCGUACGCUCGUGACGAAGCUUCAUGCAAACUUCCCGUGCCGGACUACCACGUCGCGGACCGUCGGCAGCGCGGCUGUGCAGCACACGCAUCUCGUCGAGGUGUGUCCACUGCAGCGGUAUGACCUCGUGGUCGCCUCCAAAGCGCUCGCACUCAAGCUCAACUUGCCGCGCGUCGUCGUUGUCGCCCGCGUGAGCCAUCAGCUCCAUCUCAUCGACCCGUCGACCGGCGACGAGGGCAUCGUGACAGCGAGCAUGUACUUUCGCGACCCGCCGAUCCGCAUUCGCAUGGAGCGCGAGCCGUACAUCGUCUUGGACGCCGAGCCGGUGGAUAUCGACUACACAGGGCAGCAGUGGGGGCCAUACGACGGCGCGGUCGUCGAGCUGGAAGUCGCAAGCGCCAACGACUUGGGCGUCAACGACACGCGGCACCACGUUGUGAGUCAUCUCGGUAAAAGCGUCGACGUCGGCGACAAGGUCUACGGCUACGACCUGCGUACGAUGGUCUUUGGUCUCAAGUACCGCGGUCUCGACAAGGCAGUCGUGCCCGACAUCAUCCUCGUUGGCACAACUUUUUGCUAAUAACGUCAUCAAACUUUAUGCUGCUUCGAGUUGAAACCUUACUGCCAUCGAAGUCCUU